GAGCAGUGGGGGGGUUCGGCUUCAUUCUGACUGUAGAGCGGGCAGCUGCAGGGAGGAAGGAGAAAGCGGAAAGGCAGGCAGGGCCGAAGAAGAGCGAAUUCCCCUCUCCGUGGCGGAGUGUGUCGUGGGUUUAAAGGCAGGCAAGCCGGCCGGCUCGGUCUUCCGUCUUCUGCAGCAUGAAAGCCUUCAGCCCGGUGCGAUCCGUCAGGAAAAACAGCCUUUCGGAACACAGUCUGGGGAUUUCCCGAAGUAAAACCCCGGUGGAUGACCCUAUGAGUUUGCUCUAUAACAUGAACGACUGUUACUCGAAGCUGAAAGAGCUGGUGCCCAGCAUUCCUCAGAACAAGAAAGUGAGCAAGAUGGAAAUCCUGCAACACGUUAUUGACUACAUCCUGGACCUGCAGAUCGCCCUCGACACGCACCCCAGCAUCGUCACCCUCCAUCAUCAGAGACCGGGACAGAAUCCUUCCUCCAGAACUCCUCUGACCACCUUAAACACAGACAUCAGCGUCUUGUCACUACAGGCAGCUGAAUUUCCCUCAGAGUUAAUGUCAAAUGAGAGCAAAGCACUUUGUGGCUAAAUGUAUUGGUGUUUGCUGAAUUUUUGCACAAGAAGAUACAUCCCCCAGCAGUUCUGUCUGUUUCCAGCUAUAUCUGGAGGGGGGAAAUCCAUAUUCAAUUAAAUGAACAUUUUAAAGAAAAACUAAUGGAUAUCAUCUUCCACUGUUCUUCAUCUUGGACUAAUCUUAAUUAUUUAUGAAGAGACUUUUAAAAUGCCCUUUCCCUAGCUGGAAAGGCUUCAUUUAUAUACUAUUCCCACAGUAGGGAGCGAAAUGAAACUUUCAAAAGAACCUCUUUAAGGAAUUGUCCCUUUUAAAGCAGACUUUGCCUUUUUUCCUCCAAAAGGUGGAGCGUGAGUACUAGAAGAUUUAGUGUUCAGUUUUCUGUGAAGUCUUGGUCAAAAAUUAUCUUUUUUUGACAUGCGUAUAGGACUGAAUGCUGUGUACAUAUUUAUAUAUAAAUAUGGGAAUGAAACUUUGAACUCUUUAAUUAGAGUUUUCUUGUAUAGUAGCAGAAAUGUAUAUUUCUGCAAAAAAUGUUAUGAUGUACCUAAUCAUGCUGAACUUUUUAUAAAAGUUUAGUUGUAAACUUAACCUUUUUAUACAGAAUCAAAAUAAAUUGUGUGUUCAUUGAACAGCUUGUUUGCCUUCUUUGUAAGUACCAGCUGUUUUGUGGCAGAGCAAAUAAAUUGGCAGCAUUCAUUACAUUCUGUGUAGAUUGUAUGUCCUAGAGGUUCUUUAUUUUCUCUGAGAAAUUGUGUUUGAAAGUUGCUUGUUUAAAAAAAAAAAAAGUCCAAAUCUGUUUGAAGAGAAACUGUUUAAGUUGUUCAUUACCUUGAGAAGUUUGAACUUUAGAAGCAGAAUUGAACUCAGUUGUGCAGAAGAAACUCCUUUGCAUGUUUUCCCUUUGCCCUCUGUUGAUUGGCUAUGUGAACUUCUGGAAGCAACUACUCCACCUUUGAUGAACUUGCUUCUUUUGGUUGAUUAUGCAGAAAUUAGGAAUAGCAGAGGGCUGUCAACUUCCCCAACUGUUCAGUUCUUGUAAAAAAAAAAAAAAA
Molecule: messenger RNA, 1618 nt
Organism: Python bivittatus (Burmese python)
Lineage: Eukaryota; Metazoa; Chordata; Lepidosauria; Squamata; Pythonidae
Gene: ID2
Product: inhibitor of DNA binding 2
Biological process (GO): circadian regulation of gene expression; cell differentiation; negative regulation of transcription by RNA polymerase II
Cellular component (GO): nucleus; cytoplasm
Molecular function (GO): protein dimerization activity; transcription regulator activity
Source: RefSeq, a predicted model, not a curated record